This is a messenger RNA of Salarias fasciatus (jewelled blenny), 5711 nucleotides long. It is a transcript of the gene egfra, whose product is annotated as epidermal growth factor receptor a (erythroblastic leukemia viral (v-erb-b) oncogene homolog, avian). The record is from RefSeq and is a predicted model, not a curated record. Lineage: Eukaryota; Metazoa; Chordata; Actinopteri; Blenniiformes; Blenniidae. Gene Ontology annotation, cellular component: signaling receptor complex; plasma membrane; basal plasma membrane. Gene Ontology annotation, molecular function: ATP binding; epidermal growth factor binding; epidermal growth factor receptor activity. The coding region runs from base 90 to 3674 and encodes 1194 amino acids. Gene Ontology annotation, biological process: protein phosphorylation; cell surface receptor protein tyrosine kinase signaling pathway; neurogenesis. The transcript has 28 exons.
UCCAGGAGGAACAAGUCCGGGCGCAGGAGGGGCGAGAAGACACUUUUUCAGCUCAGACUCGGCGGAAUAUCGCGCCCGCUUGGCAUGGAAUGACCCCCGGAGCGCCCAGACCCACGAUGGCCGCCCGUCCCCCCCGCUGGAUCAGCCUCGCCGCGCUGCUCUGGCUCGGCUCCUGCGCGCUGGCGGAAAAGAAAGUGUGCCAGGGCAUCACCAACCGCCUGAACCUCCUGGGGUCCAGGGGGGACCACUACCUGAACAUGGUCAAGACCUACAGCAACUGCACCGUCGUGCUGGAGAACCUGGAGGUCACGUACAUGGAGGAGCACCAUGACCUGUCCUUCCUCAGGUCUAUUGAAGAAGUGGGCGGCUACGUUCUGAUCGCCCUCAACACGGCGCCCAGGAUCCCUCUGGACAACCUGCGCAUCAUCCGUGGUCAUUCCCUCUACGACGGGGGAUUCGGGCUCGCCGUCAUCGCCAAUUACAACAGGAGCAGCGGCCUGUACACCAGCGAGCUGCUGCUGACCAGCCUGACCGAAAUUCUCAAGGGAGGCGUGAAGUUCGGGAACAACUACUUGUGCAACGUGGAAACGAUCCAGUGGUACGACAUCGUCAACGGCGACAGCAAGCCCAACAUGGAGCUCCCGAUGGCGAGCAACAACCCGAAGUGUGGAAAGUGCGACUCGAGCUGCUUCAACGGCUCCUGCUGGGCCCCCGGUCCGCUCCACUGCCAGACCUUGACGCAGCUGAACUGCGCUCAGCAGUGCUCCAAGAGGUGUAAAGGACCUUCACCCAGCGACUGCUGCAACGAGCACUGUGCCGCCGGCUGCACGGGACCCCGGCCCACCGACUGCCUGGCCUGCAGGGACUUCCAGGAUGACGGGGUGUGUAAGGACUCCUGCCCGGGCCUCAUGCGCUACGACCCCAACCUGCACCAGCUGGUCCCCAACCCCAACGGGAAGUACAACUUCGGGGCCACCUGCGUGAAGAGCUGCCCGCAUAAUUACGUGGUGACCGAUCACGGCGCGUGCGUGCGGACGUGCAGCGGGAACACCUACGAAGUGGACGAAGGGGGAGUCAGGAAGUGCGCCAAGUGCGAAGGACUGUGUCCGAAAGUGUGCAACGGGCUCGGCGCUGGAAACCUGAUCAACACCUUGUCCAUCAACGCCACCAACAUCGACUCCUUUAAAAACUGCACCAAGAUCAACGGCAACAUCGCCAUCAUUCACACGUCCAUUUACGGGGACGUGUACACCAGAACGCCCCGGAUGGAUCCGUCCCAGCUUGACGUGUUCAAGACGGUGAAGGAAAUCACUGGGUACCUGUGGAUCCAGACGUGGCCGGCGAGCCUGAGCUCACUCAGCCCCUUCGAGAACCUGGAGGUCAUCCGAGGCCGCACCAAACGGGGAAUCCGCAGUGUGGCCAUCACCCAGCUGGACGUCGACUUCCUGGGCCUGCGGUCGCUCAGAGAGAUCAGCGACGGGGACGUGGUCAUCCGGAGCAACCAGAACCUCUGCUACACCGACGGCGCCAAAUGGAAGAAGCUCUUCAAGUCGGAGAGCCAGGUUGCCACGAUAAGCGACAACGCCGACGCCACUGCGUGCGCUGCGAGGAACAACACUUGCGACAGGAAGUGCACGGCGGACGGCUGCUGGGGCCCGGGCCCGGACAUGUGCUUCGCCUGCCGGGACUUCAGCCGUGACGGGAGCUGUGUUGACUCCUGCAACAUCCUGGAGGGGGAUCCGCGGGAAGCAGUUAUGAAUAAAACCUGCGUGGAGUGUCACCCCGAGUGCCAGCGGAUCAACGGCACGGCGACCUGCAGCGCGCCCGGUCCUGCAAACUGUACGAAGUGCGCCAACUUCCAGGACGGACUGUUCUGCGUGUCCCGCUGUCCACAAGGCGUGCCGGGGGAGGGCGACUCGCUGGUGUGGAAAUACGCCGAUGACGCCAGAGUGUGCCAGCUCUGCCACGCCAACUGCACCCAGGGGUGUGUCGGACCAGGGCGUGAAGGCUGCCACAUUAAACGGCCGAUGGGGCUCUCCAUGGUGUCGGCCGGCGUGGUGGGCGGGCUUCUGGCCGUUCUCAUCGCGGGGCUGUCUAUAUUCGUGCUGCUGCGCAGACGACACAUCAAGAGGAAGAGGACCCUGCGGCGCCUGCUGCAGGAGAGAGAGCUGGUGGAGCCUCUGACUCCGAGCGGCGAGGCUCCGAACCAGGCCCUGCUGCGCAUCCUCAAAGAGCCCGAGUUCAAGAAAAUCAAGGUGCUGGGCUCGGGCGCGUUCGGCACGGUCUACAAGGGUCUUUGGGUCCCAGAGGGAGAAGAUGUGAAGAUCCCGGUGGCCAUCAAGGUGUUGAGAGAGGCCACGUCACCAAAAGCCAACAAAGAGAUCCUGGACGAGGCGUACGUGAUGGCCAGCGUGGAGCAUCCCCACGUGUGCCGCCUGCUGGGCAUCUGCCUGACCUCCACCGUGCAGCUCAUCACGCAGCUCAUGCCCUUCGGCUGCCUGCUGGACUACGUCAAGGAGAACAAGGACAGCAUCGGCUCGCAGCACCUGCUCAACUGGUGCGUGCAGAUCGCCAAGGGGAUGAGCUACCUGGAGGAGCGCCACUUGGUGCAUCGUGACUUGGCGGCCAGGAACGUCCUGGUGAAGACUCCGCAACACGUGAAGAUCACCGACUUCGGCCUGGCCAAGCUGCUGAGCGCCGACGAGAAGGAGUACCACGCAGAUGGCGGAAAGGUGCCGAUAAAGUGGAUGGCUCUGGAAUCCAUCCUGAACAGAACGUACACACACCAGAGCGACGUGUGGAGCUACGGUGUGACCGUCUGGGAGCUGAUGACCUUUGGGACCAAGCCGUACGACGGGAUCCCAGCCAGCGAGAUCGCCGGCGUGCUGGAGAAGGGAGAGCGCCUGCCGCAGCCGCCCAUCUGCACCAUCGACGUCUACAUGAUCAUGGUCAAAUGCUGGAUGAUCGACGCCGACAGCCGGCCUCGGUUCCGGGAGCUCAUCGCCGAGUUCACCAAGAUGGCCCGCGACCCGUCCCGGUACCUCGUCAUCCAGGGCGACGACCGGAUGCACCUCCCCAGUCCCACCGACACCAAGUUCUACCGCAGCCUGAUCAGCGGCGAGGACAUGGAGGACGCCGUGGACGCCGACGAGUACCUGGUGCCGCAGAACGGCUUCUUCUCGCACGCGCCGCUGCUGCACUCCACGAGCGUCACUAGUAGCAUUGGGACAUGUCACAGCAAAAAUGGCUUAUUGAACGGCCAGCCGAGCAGAGACGGCAGCCUGGUCCUCCGCUACAUCCCCGACCCCACCGACAAGCUGCUGAACCAGGCCUUCCAGCCAGCUCCAGACUACAUGAAUCAGAACGGCGUGUCGGACAUGGCCAACCCGAUCUACCAGCACCCCGGCCCGCCCCGCAGCCUGCUGCCCACCAUCUCCUCGGUGGAGGCGGAGUCGGAGUACCUGAACUGCUUCAGGCCCGGCGGCCCCGAGUACCUGAACGAGGCGGAGCCGCCGCGCGGCCCCCCGCCCCCCUGCAACGGCCUGCACAAGUACCACCCCCAGACCAGCAUGGACAACCCGGACUACCAGCAGGACUUCACCCCCUCCUUCAAGAGCCACGCCAACGGGCACAUACCGGCAGCGGAGAACGCCGAGUACCUGGGCCCCGACUGAGGAGAGCCCGGUCCGGAGGCAUCAGCUGACAAAGCACAAACUCUCCUCCCCUCUGAAGUCCUGACUUCCUCCACAUUGAACCAGUCUCACUCCACAAACUUCCCUGAACAGACUUUUAUUUUCUUGAGGUGAGAGCUGCUGGAUCGGACACUCGCUGCGCCCUUUUCUUUUAAAAAAAAAAAAAACACACGCAGAGCUCUUUCAUCCAGAUGUGUCGGCGCAGAACACGUGUUCUAGCUUCAGACCGUGAACAUUUCUCUGUGGUGACGAGUUGUGGGAGUUCCUGAGGCGGCUGGUUCACAUUCCUGGGAGGCCCGAUCCGACGGCCGGCGAGGAUCCCGCAAUGGAAAGAAUGUAUCCUGGAUGUCGAUUGGGAAAACUGGUGAAUUCUGUCAUUUGAACAUGUUACUUUUAAUGCUACAGAGCGCCCUGAGGGUCAUGGCGGGAAGCUUUUGAGGACGGCGGCUUGUUGCACAAUUGGAAGUUUCACAAAGUUUGGCUGAAAUCACUUUAAUGUCCCGCAGGGGGAAACGUCAGAGACGUGACCGUUUUACUGCAGAACCUCUGCCGGGAGACGCGCACGUCUCGUUGCACAAGAAUGUAACGUCAAGGCAUCAGUGAGGAACUACACCAUCCAGAGAUAAUAUUGCAUAACUUGAGCAAAAACAACAUGAUGUAGCUUAACAGGGCUAAACUGGCAGAAGAACAGAAGGAGGUUCUGCCAAACUGUUGAUGAAAAAUGUUUUGCAGUUUAACAGGUACUGCAGCACAACAUGAAUGAGAAUGCUUAAGAAAAUGCCAACAUAACAAAGGAUUGCACAUGAGUGCAAAUCUAAAUUCAUCAAGUUAUUUCCUGGUGCCUGUCGGUAAACUUUGCCAAACUUCUUGCUAAAUAACUCUGACAUAUGGUGAAGCCAAGCAGAAAUGUUGCACUAAAGUUAUUUCAAAGUUCCUCGCAAAGCUUAGAAAGAAUUUCGUGAGGUCAUGUGUUUUUUGCGUGGUAAUGGGCCCAAAUGGGAAUUCUUUAAAAAAAAAAAAAAAAAAAUCAAAUGCAGCAAAACAUGCAUAACAGUGCCGAAGUAUGGGAACAUGUGCAAACGGAUGGGAAUGCUAAAGAAACCUUCGACAACUGCUGUGAGAAUCACUGGGAGAAUGUAAAACUGUUGCACGGAGACACAAAAUCUUUGCAAAAGCUCGAAAUGAUCGCGAUUUUCUUGCUAAAAUAACUCUGAACAUUAUAAAUUGCACAAACAGUGGCUACUGGAUUGCAUCGUCCUCUAAAAGCAGCCUGGCCAUGACCCGAAGCGGCUCCAUACGAACCUUUCUGUGGCGCCUCUCGGCUCCGGAGCUCGGAGCCCAGCCCCUCUUUUCCCCAGAGAGCGCCGUAUCGCACCAGCCAUGUGGAGAAUGUGACGGCAAACACAGCCAAUGCGAUUGUGUUGUGUGCUUUGUAGUGCAGAACCUGCAGCACUUUUGUAACGUGAAGCGUAUUUGUGGAGAGCAGGGAAGUCUGCGUACGCAGAGAGCUCUGGACUUGUCGGGCUUUCCUGCUCCUGACGGACAAAACCUGAAUGAAAUCGUCAUUGAGUCGAAUCCUAGCUUUAUUUUGAUUGUUUAAACUUGGAAACCUGUAUGAAAAAUGCAGGUUGAACCCCAGUUUUUUGUUUUUAUAGUAGCUUUUCCUGUAUAUUGUUGAUUUCCUUUAGUUUCAUGGACUGUUUGACACCGGGUGUUGACGCCGUGUCUUGGACUCUCUAGCUUCAAACCUCUUUUUAGUCCUGGUAGAGCAUUAACCUUUCGAACCGUAUUCCUAAUUUUAAAGGGAUAUACUAUUGUAGCAGCCUGUAAGCCUUCUUUUUUGCAGAUUUGACACAGGUACAUGUACAGAAAACAGCCAUUUUUACUGUGAUAUACCCCGAAAAUAGCAUCGUAUAAUUUAUACUCAAUACACAGUUUUGUCAUAUUUUACCUGAAUAUGCACCUAUUCCCAUUUUGUGAUUAUGUCAUUUGAAAGUGAAUAAAUCUUUUUUCUAUGGA